ACAGCGCAUUCACAUUAUCCAGCAGCAUGGCACCGAUUGCAACUUCGGCAGAGGAGCCGUCACGACGAAGGAUUAUUAAUAUCAAUGCCGAAACCAUCACCAACAUACCCUCCACGGACUUUCCUGGACAUUGGCCUGGAGAAUCGCAUGAAUGGUCCGUAGAAAAUUUUCAAAACAAUUUUCGAGUCGAUUUCCACAAGAAUGAGCCAUUAGAUGCUUCCUUCUCACUCGUCGGCCUCGAUGCCUCCAUUGCAAACGCUUUCCGCCGUAUCCUCAUCGCCGAAGUGCCCACUCUCGCCGUCGAAUACGUAUACAUCAUAAACAACACCUCCGUUAUUCAAGACGAAGUCCUCGCCUCUCGUCUUGGUCUAAUUCCGCUCAAAGGUUCCAUAGAAGGUCUGAAUUGGAUGCAAUGGUUCAAAAAGCCUACAGAGGAGGAUCCCAAGGGCAGCGAGCCCAGCGACUUCAAUACUGUCGUUCUAAGACUUAACGUUGAAUGCAGCGUCAAUGAGAAGGCGCCACCCGGAGCAGAGGAUCCCCGCAUUCGCUACCAUAACGCUCAUAUCUACGCAAGGGACAUCACAUUCCAUCCUCAGGGCCGUCAAACGAACUAUUUCACUGGCGACGGCGAAAUCCAACCUGUCAAUCCUGAUAUUCUUAUUGCUAAACUUAGACCGGGCCAGGUGAUCGAGCUUGAAAUGCAUUGUGUCAAGGGUAUUGGUGCGGACCAUGCCAAAUUUUCCCCCGUCGCAACGGCAACCUACCGCCUUCUCCCCGAAAUCCGAAUUCUACGUCCCAUUAUCGGUGAAGACGCAAAAAAAUUUGCCAAAUGUUUCCCCAAGGGCGUUAUCGGUUUCGAGAAAAUCACUCCGGCAGAAGCUGCGCAAAAGGGUAGUGGCUAUGAAGGCCACACUGGUGAAGACAAAGCCGUGGUUGUGGAUCCGUUCAAGGAUACCGUUAGCAGAGAAUGUCUACGACAUGAUGAGUUCAAGGAUAAAGUUAAAUUGGGUCGUGUUCGGGAUCACUUCAUUUUCAAUAUUGAGAGUACCGGGCAGUUCCCGAGUGAUACUCUUUUCUUGGAAAGUGUCACGGUCUUGAAGCUCAAGUGCUUACGGUUGAAACGAGAAUUGACCAGAUUGAUGCAAUAAUGUCUUGAUUUUGUGGGUUCGUUUUGCCUCUCUUGCGGUUGCAUUUUCUGGCGUUCUCUCUUGUUUAUUGGUGUGGAUAUAGAUUCAAUUUGUCUACGGGUCAAAAAAAGUUAUUUUUGAUGUCUAACGGUGUUCGUGAUUUUUGUAUAUUGUUAAUUCAUCUAUGUAAGCAGUGCGCUUCCUCGUGAUUCGAUGUUUCGUGUCGUUAUAGCUCAUGAAAAAACGAGUUUAUACCGGAAAUCAAUGGUGAAUGCCGGAUCACUGACAGCGAUCUCCUGACCAUCGGAUACCAAGUCUUUCAACUUUAACCGUAGAUUAGGUCGUGUCUGCUCUUCCAGUUGGGGUGGAAACCGUUGGUAUAGCGUUUUCUCCCCCGAUCUCAAGCUAGGCUUUUUGAGUUGUGCUUCUGCUCGCUCGCCCAGACUUUCUAUAAACUCUUCUAGGGUGAUUUCAGGAUCAGCAUGGAUUGUACGUGCCAGAUUUCCACAGACUGGGCAGUCCGGUUUCUGCUCUGCAGUGAAAGUGUAGGUGUAUACACCUUCCUCGCCGGCAUACAUCAUGUAAUUAUCCAAGUACGGGUUGCAUGAAGUAGCGAUUUUCAAUGCUUCUGAGGUUGUGGAUGCAGCGACCACAGCGUUCGUCGAUGCGAUGGCGGGAAUAAUAUUCUUCACGACGCCUUGCGUUAGUUGGAAAGUAACUCCGGGAAUGGAAAAUUGUUUGGCGCGUUCCAAUGCAUGUUGAUAAAUCCAGGAGAUAUG
Molecule: messenger RNA, 1906 nt
Organism: Talaromyces stipitatus ATCC 10500
Lineage: Eukaryota; Fungi; Ascomycota; Eurotiomycetes; Eurotiales; Trichocomaceae
Product: DNA-directed RNA polymerase I and III subunit Rpc40, putative
Exons: 3
Coding region: 27-1148 (373 amino acids)
Biological process (GO): DNA-templated transcription
Cellular component (GO): RNA polymerase III complex; RNA polymerase I complex
Molecular function (GO): protein dimerization activity; DNA binding
Source: RefSeq, a predicted model, not a curated record